AUGAGGGAAAUGGAGAAGACACCCGAGACCCUGAGUCAAGUAAACCAAGUCCUUAAGCAGAUGGUUCGGGUCUUGACGCUCCACGAGGACUUCUUAAACGUGGUGUUGCAAGAGAGGGAGUUGAUGAUGUUCAUUACUCACUCCCAAGGUGGCAUAUUGCCACUCCUUCUGAAGACCUCGGAGAACUGGCACAAGAAAGAGGAGGAGCUCAGCAAGCGACUUCCCCUCCGAGUUGCCAUGCUCACCACCAUCCUUACGGCCAAACCGGUGUCCACCAACCAGAUCCUACUACUGAUCAAGGAGCUGCUAAACCUGAUUCUCAACGUGCAGGAGGACGUGGUGCUGAGAUUCGCGGCCAAGCGCAACAUCGCCAAGAUGCCGCAGCCUACUCUACUGGACAAACCGGUCGUGCCAUGGCAGCUGACCUUGGGCUGCCGCAGCGCAGAUGGGCGGAGGGCCACGGAGAUUUUCCGUUACCUGGCGCGCUCGGCAGUGUGGCAGCUGAUCAUGGGAAGACUCAGGCCGGCGAACCAGCAACGACAGCCCCCGCUACAGGAUGUUCAAAAACUGGUGGGCAUGGGACCGACGGACAGAUCGCACAAGGAGGCCGGCACCUCCUCGCUCCAGGCCAUCCCGAGCUUGGGAGAACCGAGCAUGAAGGCGAUGCUGGGGGCUUGA
Symbiodinium natans is the source of this 678-nucleotide messenger RNA. The record is from the annotation of a GenBank genome assembly. NCBI's taxonomy places the organism in Eukaryota, Dinophyceae, Suessiales, Symbiodiniaceae.